AACAGCAAAAAAAUAAAUUUUUAAUUGUGGGCUACUUUUAUUUUGAUAGCACGGCAGCAUCCAUGCUGCUGUCCGCUUCCAGGAGAGAGGCACUGAUUUCCCUUUGUUUACAGUGAUGUUAAAUGCGAUGUAACUGUCAUAACACCGCUGUCAGGUCGAGCGGUUUUCUCUAACAUUACAAUGCUGACUGGCUGUUCUGCAUUGAUGUGCGCUCAGUUCAUUGGCGUCAGCAGUGUUACGCUUAAGUGAUCUUCAGGAAAUCCUCAGUGCAUAUUUGAUGGUUUCUCUCUCCGUGAUGGUUAAAGGGGUGUGAUGUUUUCCUCAGUCCUCCAUCAUGCCCCACUCCUCCAAGCCUCGCUCUCUGGUGCUCCACAAACGCAGCCAUGCUGGAGAGAAGCCCCACACCUGCCGGCUCUGCUCCAAAACUUUCAUCUCGUCCUCUCACCUGGCUCUCCAUCUGCGCUCGCACUCCGGAGAGCGCAAGUACAAGUGCAGCGUCUGCUCCAAGAUGUUCAUGCAGUCGUCGCAGCUGAUGCGCCACAAGACCAUCCACACGGGGGAGAAACCCUUCAAAUGCCCCGACUGCAACAAGUGCUUCGGCCGCGCGUCACACCUGAAGACCCACAGCAGGCUCCACACAGGUGAGAAGCCCUUCCAGUGCACACUGUGUGACCGAGCGUUCACACAGAAAGCCGGACUCAUCAUUCACCUGCGUCUGCACACCGGGGAACGGCCCUUUAAGUGUGAUAAAUGUGGAAAAGCAUUCCGCACGUCAGCUCAUCUGCUGAAUCACCAGGCGCUGGAGCUGGGCGAGGGCAAACACGUGUGCUCCACCUGCCACAAGGGCUUCAGGUCUCUCUCCAUACUGAAACACCAUGAGAAGAGCCACCAGUCUGCAUUAACAGAAGCGCCUCUGUGCUGCAGCGUUUGCUCCGUGGCCUUCACUCAAUCCUCACACGCGCACUUACUCAACGGACAGCAGCUCUUCCACUGCAAAGUGUGCAACCAGACGUUUGUGAAAAUGUCCACCUUCGAGAAACACUGCCGCAAACACCAGCGGGACGCACACCAGUGUGUGAAGAAGGAGGAGGAGGAGGAUUCGCAUGAUCCUCUGUAUGAGCUGCAUUCGGCUGCGUCCCAAACACAGAGCACUUCAGAGGUCAACACGCGCUCCAAAACCAGAGCCAGAGUCAAGAGCACUGCGGAGUAACGCUACAGUAACACUUCCCUUCAAGGGGUGUUCAUAAGACUUUCAUUAAACCUUUAUGAUCAUGACUUGCAAGUACAUUAAAUGCCAUCUAGUGUCAGGUGGUGAUAUUGCGCGUUCAGUCUGCUCAAAGGGUAUAAACGGAGGUCGGAGCCAGCUCCAAGUGGGUUAGUCUACGAGCUCCAAGUAGGCUGUGCAAACCUGGUGUGGUAUUUAUUUUAUUUAUUUAGUCGUAUUUAGAGUUCAAUAUUGUGCUUUAUGAAAGUCUACACCUAACCCUAAACCCAACCUUACAGUAACCUGAUGUGUUUUAUUAAUGUCUACUCUCCACCUACACCACUUAAACCCAACCUACUUGUGGCUUAAGUCCCUCCCACUUGGAGGUCUCCGGGCUCCAGCGAUACCUACUUGCAAAGAAUCGCUUUGGUAUGAAUGCAGGAAACGUUAAGACUGUAUUUGAAGGGGUGUUCAUAAGACUGUCGUUAAACCUUUAUAAUCAUGACCUGCAAGUUCAUUAAGCACUAUCUCGUGUCAGGUGUUGGUUUUGCGCAUUCAGUCUGCUCAAAAAAACGCUUUGGCAUGAAUGCGAAAAAACGUUAUGAUAACACUGCACUUCAAGGGGUUCAUAAGGCUGUCAUUAAGCCUUUAUAAUCAUGAUUUGCAAGUUCAUGAAGCACCAUCUAGUGUCAGGUGGUGAUUUUCCGCAUUCAGUCUGCUCAAAAAAUUGCUUUGGUAUGAAUGUGAAAAAAAAACAUUAUGAUAGCAUUGUUAAGACUGUAUUUAAAGGGGUGUUCAUAAGACUGUCGUUAAACCUUUAUAAUCAUGACAUGCAAGUUCAUAAAGCACCAUCUAGUGUCAGGUGGUGAUUUUGCACGUUCAGUCUGCUCAAAAAAUCGCUUUGGUAUGAAUGCGGAAAAACGUUACGAUAGCAUUGUAUUAGGAGUGUUCGUAAGGCUGUCGUUAAACCUUUAUAAUCAUGACUUGCAGGUUCAUUAAGCGCUAUCUAGUGUCAGGUGGGGAUUUUGCACGUUCAGUUUGCUCAAAAAAACACUUUGGUAUGAAUGCGGAACAAACGUUACGAUAGCAUUGUUAAGACUGUAUUUGAACUGUGUUCAUAAGACUGUCGUUAAACCUUUAUAAUCAUGAACUGCAAGUUCAUGAAGCGCUAUCUAGUGUCAGGUGGUGAUCACUUUGGGGGAAACCGGAGCACCUUGAGGAAACCCACGUCAACACUGGGAGAACAUGCAAACUCCACACAGAAACGCCAACUGACCCAACAAAGGCUUGAACCAGUGCUGUGAGGUGACAGUGCUAACCACUGUGCCACCGAACCACCCCAAGAGCACAACACAAGCAAAUAAAAAAAAUCAAGUAUCACAUUUUUUUAAUUGAAAUUAAAUUAAACACUUUUUAAAGUGCAUAAACUGACAAACAACUGUUGUUAAACACAAUAUGAUUUCAUUAACAUGCAUGUAGGGGAAAUUAGGAAUCAAAUAAAACUGCAUCAGUAGCCGAAGAUAACCCGCAUCAGCAGAGAGUGUAAUGAGAAAUGCAAAAUAGCAAACUGCCCUUCAGAUGCUUUUUCUACUUUACAAAUAAGAGUUUGUUGGCGGUUCAUUCCCCAUUGGCGAACCCGGAUUAAUAAAGGGACUAAGCUGAAAAUGAAUGAA
Messenger RNA from Danio rerio (zebrafish), 2877 nucleotides. NCBI's taxonomy places the organism in Eukaryota, Metazoa, Chordata, Actinopteri, Cypriniformes, Danionidae. The record is from RefSeq and is a predicted model, not a curated record.